Protopterus annectens (West African lungfish) is the source of this 3680-nucleotide messenger RNA. It is a transcript of the gene SRA1, whose product is annotated as steroid receptor RNA activator 1. Gene Ontology annotation, biological process: regulation of transcription by RNA polymerase II. The transcript is spliced from 5 exons. The record is from RefSeq and is a predicted model, not a curated record. Lineage: Eukaryota; Metazoa; Chordata; Ceratodontiformes; Protopteridae. Gene Ontology annotation, cellular component: nucleus. The coding region runs from base 58 to 1050 and encodes 330 amino acids.
AAAUAAAAUAAAACGCGUCAUUUUACCAAACUUCUGUGAGAGCACUAUUUAAAAAGUAUGCAUUUCGCCAUUUUUAAUGGCUUUGUCUGGAUUUCUUGCCCUAAAGAGCUAUUAUGUAGAGUUACCACAUUCCUAAGACGCAAUGACGACUAUGUUGUUUUAUUAAUAUUUCUAUUUCCGGUAAAUUACGGAAAUGACGGUAGUCCCGGAAGAAGUGAAAACCGGCUUUUAAUAAUCUUUGAGUUUGCUGACAUGGCAGAGAGUUACGUGAAACCGGGCAAUCAAGAAAGGGGCUGGAAUGACCCACCUCAGUUCUCUUAUGGAUUACAAGUGCAAGCUCAAGGAACACCUAAACGAAUCCUUAGUAAGAGGGUACCAGCACUUCUGGAAGAUAUGCCUAGGGUUCCUGUUCCAGGUACCACUGCAGACUCUACCUCCUCAGCUGCCAGUGCUAUUCCCAGACCUACAGGAUCCCCUCAUGCAGUACCCUUGAUUCCAGUUACACAGCCCGUGACAACUUGCACGCUGCCUUCUGCUCCAGUUGCAGCCUCAGGACCUGUGGCCCCUCCUGCUGUUAAGUCAACCGCCAUUCCACCUUCUAGUUUGACCCACACUGCAAAUAAAACAGAUCCAGUGAAGCAGCCUCCCUCUUCAGAAGAUGUUAACUGUGAUGUAAAUGUGAUGAAUGUGUUGACACCUUUAAACGAUGCACUAACGUCCUGCAGGACUACAGUUAAGAAACAGGUCUGUGAUGACAUUGGUAGACGCUUGAAUGUAUUCCAGGAAAUGUGGAAGAGUGGUAAACUGUCUGCACCUGUGAUGAAGAGGAUGAAUCUUCUUGCACAAGAGCUGAAGAAACAAAACUGGGACUUGGCUGAUGAAAUCCACCGGUCUCUAAUGGUUGACCACAUAAAUGAAGUGUGUCAGUGGAUGGUGGGUGUGAAGCGCUUGAUUGCUGAAGUAAGGAAUUUGCCUUCACACACAUCUGUUACGGAUGAUAAAACACAUUGCAGUCACUCUGCAUCAGGAGACUCAUUACAGGUUCUAUGAUUUGUAGAUGGACCAAUUAUAGCAGCCAGCAUUUUCCAUUCCUUAAUGCAAAUACAGUGGCUUCUACAUCCAGCAAAACAAUGAGAUUGGUGGUGGAAGAAAACUGAGAAAACCUCUCUCCUUUGUGAUGAAAGUCCCAUGAGAAGUAUGUUUUAGAGACUGCUCCUGUGAAUGCUGCAUAAAGGAAAAGCCCAUGUUUAAGGAAUCUGAUUGCUUCUACCUCAUUUCCUGAUCCAGUGUUCUUUAACUAUUUACUCCCUGUUUAAUUCACUUUUCUGUAAUAAAAAAGCAACCCUGAUGGCAGAAGAGAGUAUAGUAAGUACUGCUAGAAAGUUUCUUUGUAAUAUUGGGGAAGGAGUAAGAAAAUGAAACUGAAAAUAGGGAUAACAGUCUGUCUCUCCAAACGUCUGCAUCAGGUCUGCCUGAAGGUGAAGGGAAGCAUUAAGAUCAGAUAGGUAGUUGUCUCUCUCUGGAACUCAAAGGAGCAUCUGCAUUUCUCAAGGCUUUUUAAUUCACCGGAAGUUUAGAAAUUGUUCAUGGAGUUUAAAGUAAAAAAAUGUAGUAGUUCAACAUGCAAGUAACACCACUGAAGAGAUGAGACAUGAUUUAAGGUGUAGUAUGUAGUUAUUUCAGGUAAGUCUUUACAUUUCAAUGUGGUGGAUCUUUUGACUGGGUUUAUAAAGUCUUCACUUUGAGUAGAAUAGUGAUCAGGGCCAUCAUACGUUAAUUUCAGCAGGCCUUUUAACUGUUUUCUUAAAUGGUGUGGAACUUCACUCUAAAAACACACUGGUGACUAAAUACAUGUUUCUGUUAAGUGCUUGGAGAAGUUUUCUUUACAUUCUUCAUAGAAGUGCAUUGCAAACGAAUGUUAAAGGUAAAGGCUAUCUUUGUCGAUAACACUAACUUCAAAAACAUAUGGACAUUGACAGAAAAAGCAACAGAGCUGAGCAAGAAAAAUGAAAAUGAAUGCAGUGGGGUCAUAAGUAUCUGGGGAUGGAGAUGAAAGGCAUGCAACUAGCACUAACUCUAUCUACAUGGGAUAAGUAUCUUGGAGUAAUCAUGUUACUUAACAAGUACAAGGCAGUCAGGAAGGCUGUUGUCAUGUUGUAGUGCAUAGGGGCCAGCUGUUGUCAUGUUGGGGUACAUAGGGGCCAGCAACCAUAUUAGAAAAAUACAGUUAAUACUAUCUUAUUAAUGAGCUGCUAUGCAAUCUGUGAUUUGAUAAUCUGGAAUUUUUCUAUCUCUGGUUUACCGUAGACUUUGACAGAUAAGUAUGAUAGAAGAUUUUGCCAAAUAUUGUCCUGCCCUUUUUCAGUGGUGGUGUAACACCGGAGAUACGAUAUAAAAGUGUUAGCACAUGGCACUCAAAUGUGUGUGUGUGUGGGCUUUAACCCCCCCCCCCCACUCCCGUGGUUGUGGUAUUAUACUGACACACAUGUUUUCAUCCAGUCACUAUUGUUUUAUAGUUGUUUAGAGCAGAGUUUGAUGAGCUCAGCAUCAGUCAAUUGUGAUAUGACUGUACAUUAAGAAAAGUGAUCUGAGGUAUUGCAUACAGUUUGUGGAAUUACGUAAAGGAAGAACUCAAAAAGAGUAAAGGUGAAUUGGAGGAGGCCAGCGAAUAAGAUAUGUAAUCUGAUUGAGUAAUGUACAGUAUAGAUAUAGAAUGGGCAGUGGGAUGUGUAAGAUUUUUGAGACCUGCCCUGGAUGAAACCUGUGCAUGUAGAUUCAGUGAUGCAUGAUUUGUUUCUUAAAAAGGGUACUAAAUUCACAGAGCAGCCUUCUAGCAGAGAUGGAGGUAGUAUGUCUGGAUGAAGAACUUUCUGUUUAAAUGCACAGAAAUCCUAAUGAGAGGGAAGGAAGAAAGCUGUGGAUAGAGUGAAAACUGUUGGGGAUGGAGUAGUUUGGACUGGGCAUGUAUUCCAUCUCAACUGUUAAAUAUUUUCAGUAUGCAACCCGGUGCAGUGGUUGAAACAGAUAUGGUUAUAUUAUAGUCAGUCCAUUAUCUUUAAUUGGACACUGAACUUUAGAAACUGUUCUGGGCGAUGUAGGGUGGGGAAAGCCACAUCCUACCUCUGCAUCCUCCUGCUAAAUACAGUCUCCUAGGAGAUUGCUGCAAUUUAAAGGAGACCGUUUCAUAGAAGUGUCCCAUCAGUAACUCUGGACUCACGCAGCCAGGUCGUGGUUCAAGACAGUAAGGUAAAAACCACACACACAUGCCAAUUCCCAUCCAGUUCCACUUGCAAUCACAUGUGAUCAUUGUGAAAACGUUUUUUUUUUUUAUUUCUAAUCCAUUUAAAAAAAAUCUCUUGAUUUAGAGCAGUUAAAUUGAGAAGUUUACAAUAAUUGGGCCUGUCUGUCCAUAGCUCCUGUUUUGCCUACAUUUGUUGAUACAGUUGUGUAUAAGUUAAUGACCAGACUGACAAAAACACUUUAUUUUAAUUUACACUAGAUUGUGUCAUUGAGUUUUAUGCAACAUGUUUUAUGGUCUGUUAGAAAAAAAAAUGAAUUUAUUUACUGGCACGGUUAUGUUGCUGUACUAUUUACAAUUAUUUGGUGCUUUUUGCUUCAAGAUGCUGUUUUAAGAGUUCAGGGCUAUUGAAAUGCUAAAUAAACAGUAUUGGUGCUAUAAA